AGCCACAUGGCCCAAGCCAUGAAACCGAAGAAGUUUCACCCGUUGGUCGCCAGCGCCGGAUGCCAUGAGCGACCAUGAGCCGAGAAGAAUCCGUGGAAGCUGUGGCCGAGAGCAUCUACCAGGCGCUGGCCGGAGAUCAGCGCACUGAAGCAGCACUCGAAGCUGGAAGUGAGGAGGACAUCGAUGCAGAGCUGAGAACAUGGUUGGAGGAUGUGUUGGACCCAUCCUUUACCACGACCCACUGGGAGUUGUCCAGCAUCUCCACGGAUGGUUUGGUGGACUUGUUGGCGGAGGCGGUGAAGAAGUCAAAGGCGCCGCUGGAGGAGAAAAUGGACUCAGCCAUCUCCCUCCUGACCUCCGUCUUGGCUAAGGAUGAACGCGUGACGCGCUAUCUCCAGUCGCUCCACCAAGCCUCGGCCACGGCGGUGGCUUCCGAGGCUUCCGAGGGCAGCGAGGCGGAGUCCUUGGGCUUCGAGGUUGAGGCGCCUGAGGCCACUGGCGAUGAGGUGCACACGUCGUCCCUGGAGAAGUUGAGCAUGCCAACUGAACAAGCUCUGGAAGUCCUUGGGGCCUGGAAUGCAUUCCUAGAGACCUACUCAGAGGAUGCGGCCGCGGAUGCGCUCUUCACCACAUUCUAUGAGGCGGCGCCAAGCCUGCAGCAUUUGUUCAAGACAUCCCGUGCAGUCUUGGCUGGCCGGUUUUUUAAAGGCAUCCAUCAGAUCAUUCUCUCACUGCAAAAUGGCAGAGAAGCCAAGCAGGUUGUGGAGACCUUGGGCUUUCGGCACUUGGAACUAGAGGUCACUGGUCCACGCGUGGCAUGCUUCCGGGAAGCGAUCUUGGAAUUCUUCAAUGCGGAGCUGGGCGAGCGGCUCACAACCUUGGGAUAUGAAGGUCUGAGGAAGAUGUUCAACUACGUGGGUGGAGGCUUGAUCUACGUGCGAGAAACCUUCAAAGAGAGGCUUCAGAUUCUAUCCUCCAGCUGGGCCAUCGCCAAUUCCGAUGGCUCAGCGGAGCAAGAGGAGGACAUGCAAACCAUUCACAGCAACCAGGUGGGCGAUUCGGACGCCCAGGCGACACAACAGACCACCACACACGCCGAGGAGGCACCGCAAAAGACAACUCUACUGGGUAACCAGAGUGUCCCCACGACCUUCGACGACAUGUUUUGUUUCAAUGCGGCAGUAAUGGGCCUGGAAAACAGGGAUUGGAUGUACGAAGUCUUGAAGUCCUUCGACGCGAUCGUGACGAACGUCGCCAACUCCUAUCGCCUGCAGGAAGAGUGCGACGUGAUCUCGCUACGAAUGGCAAAGAUCCCAGGAGAAGUCCAGUUGUUUGAGUUCAAGCCUUUGAUGCUGGCGUCCCUGCGGUCCCUGGUGCCCAAAGGUUGGGACUCGCAUCACGAAUCUGCUUGGGAAUGGCUCUGGUCCAACGUGGAAAAGGUGCUGCAAAAAGAGAUCGGAAAGUUGGCCCCGCGCAGUCGGCUGGUGAGCCGCUAUGUGGGGUCCAUGGAGGCUAACACCAAAGAGGAGGUGAGUAAAAUGAUCUACGCCAAGUUCUUUGCCCUGGCCCCUGAGGGGCAGAACUAUUUCAAACAGUCUUCUAGUCGCUUGCUUUUUAUCGUGGAUCAAAUUUUCAGGAUCACUGUGGAGAUGUACAAAGAUCCAACGCGCAUGGUGGACGAGAUGAGCGCUCUGGGCUUACGCCACGUGGGCUAUGGCAUCCCCACAGAAUUCUUUAGUCCCUUCGUGAGUUGCGUCCUCGACUCUUUGAAAGAGUUUACGCAAAAUGACAAGCUCUGUGAUGCCUUUGGCUGGUCCCUGGGAUUGGUCUCGCGUAUCCUGGUGCGCACCAUCAAUGAGGGCUCCACGCCGGUGAUGAAAGCCAUCAAUAUGAACUCGGCCAAGCACGUCCAGAGCGCCUUAAUUGCGGCGCCGCGCAAGCGGCGCGCCACCUGGAUGUUGAAGGUGACGGUUGGAACUCAGUCCAUCUCACCAUUACUUUGGUCCAUUCAAAGCGGUAGCAUCGAGGCAGCCAAAGCCAUCAUUGAAGAUCUGCUGACCUUCCGUGCAGACCGUGACCGAUACUACUAUGGAGUGGAUGACCUGUUCUUGCGACAUCCCGACUUCAUACAGGUGAUUACAUCUGAGGCUCCCAUCUUGUUGAGGGUCUUGCUGGAUCGUCUCAUCUGGCGAUCUCGCGUGGUGGUCGCGGGUUUCCGGAGAGUGAACAUCUACUUGGAGCAUUUGGUCAUCGACAAAGAUGCAAACUUUGCAGAUGCCAUGUACUGGAUUCAGAACCUCCAGGAUCCCACCAUCGUCACUCACGUGGUUUUAGAGACGCUCACAGAUUUGGUGUGGAACAAGGUAGUUUAUUUGCCCUUCAUGCUGAGCAAAGUGUGGCUCUUGUUCUCCUUGUUGGUCUUCCUCUUCAGUCAGUCGAUUCUGAAGAGUUGGUUCCAAUCUGAAGAUGCGAAGAUUCAGAGCCUCAACGUGGCCACCUUCGUCUGUCGAUGUUUCGUCUAUCUGGCGGGGAUGGUGGAGUUGAUCUAUGCGCGGAGUCGGGUGGCCAUUAUGGCCAUCAAAACAGGUGAUAUCACACGUGUCUGCCAAAUACCCCUGCCCCGCAAAUGGAUCACUGACUGGCAAGAGGCGGUGAGCCUUCUGUUGACCCUGAUCUUGAUCUGCAUGUUCAUGGUGGAGCCCAUCUUGUACUGCCUCCAACACUUCGAAGGUGACUUCCAUGGAGCAGGGCAGUUCACCUCCAGCUGCCCGCAGGCUGAUGGCGUGCAGGACUUCUAUUCCAUCCUAUCGAUGCUGGGGAUGUUUUGCUACUUUACCCUCCUGGUGGACUUCAGUGCCCUCUUCGUACGUUUGUCCGCCUUUGUACUGUUGGCUGGCCGGGUGUUGCCACAGCUGGUCUUGUCCCUCCUGGCCGCGCUGUUCCUGGUGCUGGUCUUCGGCACCGCCAUCACACUGUCGGACACCACGGCGGACUUUCGCAUGCCGACCACGGCCAUGCUGACGCUCUUCCAGAUCAGCGUGGGGAUGUACGCACAAGAGAAGUUCAUCUAUUUGGAGCAGUCACGCUGGCUCAUGGCGAUGUGUGUUGCUUUCAUCGUCUUGGUGGUGAUGUUCCUUUUCAAUCUGCUCAUCGCGCAGCUGAUCACCGCCUAUGCGAUGGUCUAUGGCACCGUGCUGGGCCGGGCUCGGUUGAAUCGGAUGGCCAUCAUUUGCAACUCCAUGCUGCGCAUUCGCCAGAAGGUCUUCCGCAGAUUCGUUCAAGGGCUGCAUUUGGAGAAGCGCAUGGAGUUUGCUGAGGGUGACAUCGGCCUACCGGGCGGCAUACAGAUUUUGGAGCCUGCGAAUCUGUAUCCCACCUACGAAGAUAGCAUCCACAGAUUUGGGGGCUCCACGUCACCCAAUAUGCCCUGGCCGGAAGAGGAGGUGGCCCAAUCCAAUUCCAUUGAGGAGAGGUUAGACUCGUUGACAAAAAUCUUCAAAAAAGCGGUGAAACGGCAGAACCUGGAGACACGCAAGCGGGGCGGUCGCAGCGGCAGCAGCGCCUCAGAGGGGGAUAGCUCCGGCAUCAGUGGCUCUAGUGACGUGGCAGCCAUGAGGGAAAGCCAAGAAUUUUUACCAUCCGCAUGA
Molecule: messenger RNA, 3647 nt
Organism: Cladocopium goreaui
Lineage: Eukaryota; Dinophyceae; Suessiales; Symbiodiniaceae
Source: the annotation of a GenBank genome assembly